AUGUCCCGCGUCCGGCCGAGAAGCAUGGACCGAUCCUUCACUCGUCCGACCACAGCGGCCGACCGAGAAACUGUCCGGCCACUACCGCUCCGAUCACGACCACGACCCGAUUGUCCGGCCGACCGUCCCGACCGACUGUCCGAAUGCUGUGGUCGACCUGAAGCCGUUUUUGAAGUCCAAUCCGCACAAUUCAAGCCCAAAGCCGGCGCCGACUUAGCAAGAUUAGCUCGUCACCACGAGAAGAACCGUCACUAUCGCUCAUAUACUCACCGUUCAUCCUCCAGCUGA
This is a messenger RNA of Microthlaspi erraticum, 288 nucleotides long. NCBI's taxonomy places the organism in Eukaryota, Viridiplantae, Streptophyta, Magnoliopsida, Brassicales, Brassicaceae. The record is from the annotation of a GenBank genome assembly.